AUGGUCGCCGAGGGGCGGCGGCGGGGCGGCGCGGGCGAGGGAGACCGCGGCCGGGAGAGCGGGAGGGCGCUGGGGAGCGCGAGCGAGAGCGCAGAGAAAGGAGCCGGCGAGGGGAGGGAGCCGGCGGGAGGAGGGGACUCGCGGCUCCGCCGCCGCCGCCGCCGCCGCCCGCGCAGCCGAGGGCGCACCGCCACCUGCCGGCCGACCCCGCGCCGGCCGAGCGAGCGCCAACCGCUCAAGGGCCUGGGCAGAGGUCCCGGGAGCGCCGAGCCCCAGAGCCCUUUCCUCCCUUCCUCGGCCCUUCCCUGCGCCUUCCCUCCUCUCUGCCCUCUUUCCUUCCUCCCUCCCUUUCUUCCUGAACUUACUGAGCGCCUACUCUGGGCCAGCCACGGUUCCAGGCACCGGGGGAGCACAGGGGUGAACAACAGCCAGGCACCAGGCCCUGGAGCCGGUGGUCCGCCGAGGGAGACAGACCUCACCCCUGCCAACACCUUGACAGACCAAGUCACAGAGAGCCACAAGGAGGACAGAGCGGAAGUGUUCUUUUCAACGCAUAGAUACCGCAGUGCGACAGGUGUGUUUCCUUCUUCCGUUCAUCAAGUGUUUGCUGAGCACCUACUCUGCGCCUGGCUCCAGGCCCCAGGGAGACAGCAGGAAACAAACCAGACAAUCUCCGGAAGGAUAAACAGGAAGAAGGUCUUCACGUGGGACAGUGACAGACAACCCACAGGAGAGGACACAGGCUGCUCUGGAAUUAUGCGCUGAGGACGGCGGAAGGAAGAAGGGAGAAUUUAUUCUGCCUGAGGUGUUGGCGAAGAGAAAAAUACAUUUGGGCGGGAGUUGAAUGACGAGCUGGGACCCAGACGAAGUAAAACAGACUGCAGCAUCUGCAAGGGACAAAAGACCGAGGGGCACGGUGCACACGGGGAGGGACAAGUGGCCUGGCCAGGCAGGACGGACUGUAAGACUUGGGGGGGAAGCCAGGCCGGUGCCUUCUUCCAAGGUGACAGAGACCCUUCCAGGGCUUUCAAGAGAAGGAACGGCAUGAUCAGAUUUGUGUUUGUGAAUGGCAAUGCUGGCAGCUCCUGAGAGCCGGAGCUCGGGAGAGAGACCGGGCCAGCGGAGGUCAUGGUGUGGGUCCGGGUGAGAGACGGCGGGUUGUGAGCAGACGCGGUGGGGAGGAGGAAACGCAGGCGGGCCCCUCCCGUGCGAGGCGACACGGAAUCCAAAGAGACUCAGAGGCGUCUGGGAGAACAUUGAUGUCACUCCAUAGUUAGGGAACAAAUUUGAAGAUGGCUGCUCAACUCUGGACACGUUGUCUCCAGGGUGCCUGUGGGACAUCCUGGAGAUAUCAGCCAAGCAAGGCUAGGCUGGGCUGCCGUGAUAAAUGAACCCCAAAUCUCGGUGGGGAAACCCAAGAAAGGGGCACUGUAUUCAUUCACAAAGUCUGAUGCAGGUCAGGCGCCUCCUUUCCGACUUCUAUCUCCACCCUCUGGAACCUCUAGCCUGCAAGGUCACUGUGGCAGAAGAGAGAGCCGGAGAACACACAGAAUAUUUCCUGGGGUUGGACCUGGAGGUCACUCCACUACCACUCGCAUCCCAUCGGCCAGAGCCUGGGUUCAUGGCCUGACCUUCCUGUAGGGAGGCUGGCAAACGCAGGAGCCCAGGGACAUUUGGUGAGCCCUCCUCAUCACUGGCACGCUGGCAGGAAGGCUCUAGAGGCCUUUGGAAAUGGUGCCUGGGAGAGGAUCAGGGCUGGAGACAAGACUUGGACAUGACUAUCGAAUGAGAUCACCCAAGGGGAAAAAAUAGAGGAGGACGAGAGAAAGACGAGAUUUUAAAAAUUCCAUGAAUCCCUCUGGGGUUGUAUUUAGGAAUUCCCAGAGGAAGACUCAAGAUACAGUCCAAAAUCUCAUUUCCAAAUACCCAAUUAUUUGUUGUGUGGACAAAGCAUCCAGAUUCUUUCCUGAAUUUUUCAGCUCCCAUAUGGCUCCUUGGAAUCACACAGGCAGCCGCAAGCAACUGGCAAGUGUCUUAAGCCGUGCUGUUUCUACCACAUUCCGCCACAUUCCCUCUGUGUCAGGCCAAGGGCUUCAGGGUCAUACAUUCGUCUAGAGGAGUUGUUUUUAGAGCCAUCCACUUCACUAGAUAUUUUGAAAGAGAACUCACAGUAAGCUUGCCUUUGAGAUUCAUUCCAGAAAUGAAAUUUUUUGCUACCAAACCACUGAAUAUGACAAUUGAUUUUUUCUAUUUAAAUGCCUUACACACUUAAAACUUUUCCAUAAAUAAAAAUUUUCCACAAAUUAUA
Messenger RNA from Felis catus (domestic cat), 2308 nucleotides. RefSeq lists its product as uncharacterized. The record is from RefSeq and is a predicted model, not a curated record. The coding region runs from base 1 to 765 and encodes 254 amino acids. NCBI's taxonomy places the organism in Eukaryota, Metazoa, Chordata, Mammalia, Carnivora, Felidae. The transcript has 5 exons.